AUGGCGAUGGCUGACUUGUUCGCCGGCGAGGAGAUCAAGAAGAUGUUGAGAGCCUUUGCGGCUACCAAUUCUUUUGACUACAAGAAAUUCUUUGAGGUGUUGGGAUUGAAAAAGAAAAGCCUCCAAGAACUGAAAAUGUUUUUUAGCAUUCUGGAUACAGAUAAAAAUGGCUAUCUUGAACCCGGUGAAAUACAGUUCAUGUUGCAGAUUUUUUCCCCCAAUAGCAGGCAUCUCACUGAUAAAGAAACCCAGGAAUUUAUGAGUGCUGGAGAUAAAGAUGAGGAUGGCAAAAUAGGUAUUGAUGAAAUUAUGCAUGUCUGGAAGGUACCUUAUGCACAGCCUUUGCAGCUAUUUCAUCCAGAGGCAGAGAAUAGCCAAUCAGUUCUAGAACAGACAAUAGUGCAUGUCUACCAGCAGUACCACUGCUUGUGUCCUGGUCACCUCCUGAGUGGACUACUGAAAUGCACUCUAUAUGGGGCUGCCCUUGAAGAAUAUUUGGAAGCUUCAAAAUGUGGUACAAAGGGUGACACUGCAAACAGUUACGUGUGCCUCCAGAAAGGAACAAUAUGA
Molecule: messenger RNA, 570 nt
Organism: Protobothrops mucrosquamatus (brown spotted pit viper)
Lineage: Eukaryota; Metazoa; Chordata; Lepidosauria; Squamata; Viperidae
Gene: PVALB
Product: parvalbumin
Exons: 5
Coding region: 1-570 (189 amino acids)
Cellular component (GO): cytoplasm; nucleus
Molecular function (GO): calcium ion binding
Source: RefSeq, a predicted model, not a curated record